AUGUCCAGCGACGAGAUUUCCCGUGAGCUGUCGCGACUAUGGCGCGUUCUCAGGACCACCAAGCAGAUGUGCGCCGAUAGAGGAUACGAAUUGACCGAAGCAGAAUGCAACAUCUCCCUCGACGAGUUCCGCCGCCAAUACGCAGAUGAGACCGGCGCGCCGCAACGGACACGAAUGGCAUUCACUGCGCGCCCAUCUGAGUCGAUGAUGCAGAAGUACCUGCCUCUGCAGCGACCUGGGCAGAACGAUGAAGGAAGGGAACCCAACAUCGGCACCAUCCACGUCGAGUUCUCUAACGAGCCCAACAUCGGCAUCAAGCACAUUAAGCAGUUCGCCCAGACUCUCUCGGAGAAGAACUACUACACCGGCAUCUUCGUCAGCUCCGUCGCACCUACUCCAGCAGCGAUGAAGAUCAUUCCCAGCAUUCUGCCGACUGUCAUGGAGAUCUUCAGAGAGGAGGAUCUUCUCGUCAAUAUCUCAAAACACGAGCUUGUGCCAAAGCAUGUGCUGCUCAGUCCGGAGGAGAAGAAGGGCCUGCUGGAGAGGUAUCGCUUGAAGGAGACGCAGCUGCCGAGAAUACGAUGGGACGAUCCGAUGGCCAAGUACUUGGGUUUGAGGAGAGGUCAGGUCGUCAAGAUCAUCAGGAAGUCGGAGACUGCGGGACGAUACGCCAGUUACAGGUGGUGCAUAUGA
Molecule: messenger RNA, 693 nt
Organism: Fulvia fulva
Lineage: Eukaryota; Fungi; Ascomycota; Dothideomycetes; Mycosphaerellales; Mycosphaerellaceae
Product: DNA-directed RNA polymerases I, II, and III subunit RPABC1
Exons: 2
Coding region: 1-693 (230 amino acids)
Biological process (GO): DNA-templated transcription
Cellular component (GO): RNA polymerase II, core complex; RNA polymerase I complex; RNA polymerase III complex
Molecular function (GO): DNA-directed RNA polymerase activity; DNA binding
Source: RefSeq, a predicted model, not a curated record